Porites lobata is the source of this 5377-nucleotide messenger RNA. The record is from the annotation of a GenBank genome assembly. NCBI's taxonomy places the organism in Eukaryota, Metazoa, Cnidaria, Anthozoa, Scleractinia, Poritidae.
AAAUAUAUUGAUGGUCUAGACCACUGUUCAGAUGCUCCGGAAACAAUGGGGACAUUUUUACUUCCCAAGUAAGCCAGUGAUUAUGUACAGCUCGUCAAUAAUCGAGGAAUUAUAUAAUCAAUCUUUAUCGUAGGCCGACUGGUAUCGAUGAAGCAAAUACUAUAUUCUCUAGCCGCUUCAGUACAAGAGGUGGCCACUCGCUGUGAACACAAUAUUUAAAAGUGAUGUUAAAAGAGAUGCUUAACAUUGUUCAUUUGCUCGAAUGAACUUCAGUAUUACAAGGAUACUGUACAAUCAUAACAUUUUGGUUUUUGAAGCUAUAACUGAUAUAUGAAAAUCAUGUAUGUGAACUGCGGAGUGAAGAGUUAUGUGAAUGAAGAUCAUCGCAGUUAUAUACGCAACUUUUGUAGUUGCGAAAAGAAAGCCUAAAAAAAAAAUCUGGCUUGCACGGAAUUCGAACCCUUGACCAUUGCGAUACCGGUGCAGCGCUCUACCAAUUAAGCUAACAAGCCAACUGGCAGGGUCCCAAAGGGGGGGUCCCUGGAGCCCUGGAGCCCUGAAAUUUCUGCUGUGGAGCCCGGAGCCCUACCAUUUUACUGACUGGAGCCCUGAUCCUUUUUUGGCUGUGGAGCCCGGAUCCCAAAGACAUCUUGUGCUGAGCCCGGAGCCCAGCAUUUUCAAGUUUGAUCAUUCGAGUUCCCAGAUUGCAUUGAUUCUUGAUUACUGCCUUUUUGUGUUUGCUUGUGCGUGUUAACGGGCAUAAAGAAACAGAAUGUGACGAGAGGACAGUACAUAAUACAAGUAUACGCGGUUAUCUCAGUUUAUAAUGAUAUGCAACAACUGUCCCACGCACAUCUUCAUCUUCUUCUUAAGCAAUUAAUGCUCUCUCUGUGGUGGUUGUGGCGUCACCUUCAUCCAGUGCCAAAAGCAUAGUUUUCUCAUACCACUCCUCUUCAAUCCUGACAGUCCCCUCUUCUACAUCUUCGCGUGGAAUUGAAUACUUGAGAGUUCCUUGUGACACAACAGUCGUGUUCUCGAUGCCAGAUUCGGUAAAAUGGAAUGGCAAAAGGUCCUCGAGGAACCAGAGACAGUCGUACGUCGUACCUCUCUCGCGUUUCAACAUGAAACUCCACCGAUGGCAGGCCUUGUCUGUCCCCAGUUUAUAUAAACACGCGGUUGCAUCAAGCAGAUCUGCCUCUUUUAACUCGCUUGAUUCAGUCAUCUCGGAAUAUGAAACGAAAGCAACAACAAGGCGAACUGACCGAGCGGUCUGAGCGGUCGAUAAUAAUAAUAGAUAAUAUAACCGGCUGCUUGGGUUUAAAAAAUUGAUCAGAAUUGCUGACUUUUUUAUUUGCGUAUUUGAUUUAGCGUUAAAAAUGGAAUUUUUACUUAUCAAGAUUGUAGAUCAGAGUGGAGCCCGGAGCCCUAAAGCAGAUGAUGUGGAGCCCUAGAGCCCUGAAAUUUUCGUCUUGGAGCCCUGGAGCCCUGCAUUUUUAAGGCCGGAGCCCUGGAGCCCUAAACCCCUUUGGGACCCUGAACUGGGAGCAGGUCGCUGAAUUGGUUGAAUUGGUUGAACCAAUUCAACGACCUGCUAUCAGUUGGCUUUGUUAGUUUAAUUGGUAGAGCGCUGCAACGGUAUCGCAGAGGUCUAGGGUUCGAAUCCCCUACAAGCCUGAAUUGUUUUCAGGCUUUCUUUUCGGAACUGCAAAAGUUGCGUAUAUGACUGUGAUGAUCUUCAUCCAUUUAAUUUUGGUUUUUAGGAACAGUGUCUUUUUUUCUAGUUUAACGAUCCAAAGUUUUUUCCCUUUUACGGUUGCUCGACACCAAUGGCAAUUUAUAAAGUGAACACAAGCUCAAUACAGAGUUUGAAGAAUAGACUACUGUUGGACGGAAGUACCGUAUUUAUUCGAAUAAGCGCCCAACCUCGAAUUAGCGCCCACCUCGAAUAAGCGCCCAUGCUAAAGGCAGAAAAAGUUAAUAAGCGCCCAGCCUCGAAUAAGCGCCCACCCCACCCCACUCCCUCCCACAAUAACUCCAAUAAGAGAUAAUAAGAGACCUUCCCGGAGACGGAGUUUUCUUCAGAGUAUUUUACAGAAACCUUGCUUUGUCACAUCUUCACUUUUUGUUGGUACCAUUUACUGUUUGGUUGUAAAAUAUACUACUACACUGGCUGAGAAUGGUGAAAAUUUAAUAAGCGCCCAGCCUCGAAUAAACGCCCACCUCGAAUAAGCGCCCACUCUCAAGGUCCAAAAAUUUAAUAAGCGCCCAGGGCGGUUAAUCGAAUAAAUACGGUAGUCCUUUCGUGACUUGGUCGCUCGAUCGGCCGUUUGGCGAUCCGUUUCGCUCGGUGGCUUAGCGGCUGCGCUCAGUUUACAGCUUUUGUGCUGUGAAGACUGUGAACUUGUGGCUUGUUUAAUCAUUCCAUUGUGUUUGCAUUGUGUUGUGCCUUAAGGGCUAAAAAAAAAAGAAUCUACGCGAAUGUCGAAAUAUCUAUAGUUAGUAUUGAAGAGCGGGCCAACAAGCUGCCCUAUGACAUGAUUUCGCAUUCAAAAUUAAUUACUUGCGAAGAUUUGUUUCCUGAUGCCUAUCCGACUCCUUAUAUUCCAAUUUUAAAUUUUUUUUUGUGGUGUAAACAAAUGUCAUAAAUGUCACAUUUGCUGCUUAAAUAUUAAAUGAAUAAUAGACAAUGGUUUCAACAAAUUCUAAUUCCGUCUAUUUCGCUUCAAUGCGAAUAGGUGGUUUUCAUGCAAUCUCUGGAGACACAAAUAACAAUGGUGAAAUGAACAAAUGCUGGUGGACGACCAAAACGAGCUAAUGAGCGAUCUUUUGUUUACCGUCCACCAGCAUGGCGGCGAUAACGUAACGUGAAAACCACCUAUAAUUUUUUCAGUGUUUGAUAAUCACGCAUUUUGUAGAAAAUAUCGCGUACAGUAGCCUCAGUGAUUCUGUGUGGAAAGCAAAGUUUGAAGUGUAAUGAGCUGUUGUAUUUCUCUUCGAGAACGUUGUGGACGGUCGUCACACUCCUGUGGGUCUUUCUUGCUUAUGCGUGUAAUAUGAGCUCAGUGUCACGCAAUCAAGAGUAAAAAACGAAAUUCAUUAAAUAAAGUCAAUAAAGUCAAUUUUUUCCCAAGCUAGUUCUUACAUAGACGAUAAUUAGUACAAAUUUAGGCUAUCGAGGUACUUAAAUAGAUUGUUAUUUUCUAGAGAAAAAAUACAUUGUUGCUAAGAGCAUUUAGUGGUAUUCAGCUUACACAAUGUAUUCCGUACGUAAAAUCUGCACACCAUUCAUUACAUUGCAGUUGGAGCGAUAAGGCACCUGUAUCUUCAAAAGAGGAUCCGGGGUGUUGAAUUAUCUUAUUUGUUCAAUUGUACAGAAUAUUUUCCAUAGAUUUUAGAAAAUAAGAACCUGUUUCAAAUCAGUAAACUAAACAUGUUUUGUAUAAAGGGGGACUAAGUGGUAGCCUAACAGGUCCUUAAAAACCUGGUUCUUAGUCACGGCUUUUUACUGUAUUUUUAAGCGUGUAAGGAGAAAAUGAUAUGUAGUCUUGCCAAGACCCAGGUCUGUGCAGUUUUUGUGCGAAACAUAUUCGGAGAAAAGAUUUAACAAAGUUGAUCGUAUCGUGCUUUGUUGUCAUUUAGUUUGCCAUGAAAGCAAGCAUUUAUCUCCUGAGGGCUCUUGAUCCUACUGAGCGUUCAAUAUUCUUAGUAUUCCUGUACAAUGAUUAUUUAGCAAAUCGCAGAGAUAAAAUCCUGGUUUAGUCAAAUGAUAGCUUUCUCGGUUGCUAUUAUACUUUAAAUGUCGCGUCACGAAAAUGUUAUACCGGAGCUAUUCUUAUGUUGUUUUGGUCUACUAAUAGCUACCGUAAAAUUUCGAAAAUAAGACCCGGGGCUUAUAUUUUUCAAUGGCCCUUUUUGAGGGGCUUAUUUUUGGAGGGGCUUAUCUACGGAGGGAAAUUUGCGUUUACAAAUCGAUUGGGCUAGCCUUAUAGUUCGAAGUAAAUUUACCGUUUUUGCUUUGUUUUAUUUUGUAUUUGAGGGCAAUUUUUUAAGUACAAGCCCCCGGGGGGCUGGGCUUAUAUUGGAGGGGCUUAUACUUGGAGGGGCUUAUUUUCGGAAUUUUACGGUAUAUGUGUACCAAUCAACGGUUGAGGCUGUCGUUGUUCACGUAGCGUGGCAAUGCAAAAUUGAUAUGCAAUGCAAUCGCACAAUUACUCGUAACGCUCAAUUUAAAAUCAGCAAUGAUGAUCCUAUUCUAUCCAUUUUGUAAUACAGUUUGGAUCUGAGACAGCUUCAGACCUGCCCCAGGAAGUCUACACUGAUCCUGCUUUCUUUUGGAACAUUGUGUUUAGUGAUUACUGUUCUUAUACAUCGUGGAAUACAUGGCAAGUUUGGAGUAGGAAUUCAUGGACUAAGUGUGGUCUUCUUGGGAUCACUCCCUUUUUUCGCCUUAUUCGUUUUACGGUUAAGUCAACUAAAACUGAGGUGGUGUCCCUCAUUGGCAAUAGCUCAGUCACUUUCGAUAUGUUUGGUUGUAUACUACCUUUCAAGUAACGGCCUUUGGUGUGCGCAACAUCCACACGUGACGCGCGCAUUGUGCGCAAAACUUGUCCAGUUUAAGUCGUUCGCGGCGUCCUCAAAGGUAACUUUUUGGUGGUUGACGCUGGGUGACCUCUUGGCUGUUCACCGAGGCCGUGUCAGGCCAAUUCCAUGGGAGCACGAUGUUGAUAUUUGUAUCACACCUGAACAAUAUCCACUAUUUGAAAAAGCUCUCAGGUCAAAUGCAAAUUACUUCCAACCAAAGGCCGAAUGCCUGGAGUCAGGACAUUGUUAUCUACCUAUCGAUAUGGCAAAGCUUGGGCUGACAACCAGGGAAGCAGAGGGCGUGAACGUGGAUAUCUGGACUUGUCCGCAACUUUCUGGAAGUAUAAAGCGUGUUUUAUAUUGCAAUGACUUUAUGAAUGUACCUGGAUCCCUUCCAGAAAGGCAUGCUAUAUUGUCAAAACAUUACGGAAACUAUUCUGCCGUCAAAUAUGCACACCACGCUACCAUGUGCAGAAUCUGGAACGGUUUACUGAUUGGACAAACCAUGCACGUAGACUUUACGUUAUUUGGUGUUCGUACAAGUCCGCAACACAUAUACAAAAAGAAGCACUUCAAGUGUACUGGAGCGGUGAAAUAUGACCGUCCGGGUGAGUGUAAUCCUGAAUAAAACCAUCUGUUGACAGUGAGUGACUUUUCAACAACCUUUGCGCACGGUAGUCAUCUUCAGAGUCAAAGUGAGUUGAAUCACGUCAGUUGAUGGUAUUAAACUCUUGUUAUGGAUCUGAUUGGUCAAAUAAGUCGCGAUUUGAUAUAAUAGAGGAUUACCGAGGCCCUG